GGCCUUUUUCUUUUCUCGACGCUAUGUAAUUUUAUUUCACCGCACCUUUCGCUUUAUUUACUCCUCCGAAUCCUUCUUCAUUUCAGCCGUCUGCCUCUGACCGUCAAAUAAACCCAAACUCCUCUCCACCUCUCCCUCUUCGCUCUUUUCGUCCUCUUUGAUCAAAGUAUUGGAAACCCUUACCGCGAUUUAGGCUUUGUGGAGCUCUGAUGGAGGCGCCGGAGUACAUCCAUGGAGGUUACUACAGGGCGGGGACCCCCCAAUUCGCGCCGGAGAAGAAGGCCGGCAGCGGAGGGGGGGAGCAUUUCAUGGUGGAGGAGCUUCUGGACUUCUCGAACGAGGAGGAGGACGAGGUUGGGUUGGCGGUCGGCGCGGAUGACGCGGGCUUCGAUGCCGCUGCUGGGAACUCGACGGACACUUCCACCGUCACCGCCGUGGACAGCUGCAGCAACUCAUUCUCCGGCUCCGACCCGCAUUUCGCCGGCGACCUCGUCUGCCGGAGCUUCGCGGACGCCAGCCUCUCCGGCGAUCUCUGCGAGCCGUACGAAGAAUUAGCCGAGCUCGAAUGGCUCUCCAAUUUCGUGGAGGAGUCCUUCUCCAGCGAAGACAUCCAGAAGCUGCAACUCAUCUCUGGAGUCAAGUCCUCCUCCACCUCGUCGGAGAACCGGGCGGAGAUUUCCGCCAACGCGGGCGGCGGUGCCGCAGGCCGCGCUGCCCAGCCCGCCCUCUUCCGGGCCGAGGCACCCGUCCCCGGCAAGGCCCGAAGCAAGCGGUCCCGCGCUGCCCCUUCUAGCUGGUCGUCGAGGCUCCCGGAGUUGUCUCCGACGACGACGGCAUCGUCGGCGGAGUCGGAGCUGAUCGUUCCGGCGGGAAACUUCCCCGGGAAGAAGGCGGCGGCGAAGCCGGCGAAGAAGAAGGAACCGUCGGCAGGACCCGCGGUGGCGCCGGCGGCGGACGGGCGGAAGUGCCUCCACUGCGCCACCGAGAAGACGCCGCAGUGGCGGACGGGGCCGAUGGGCCCCAAGACGCUGUGCAACGCUUGCGGGGUCCGCUUCAAGUCCGGCCGGCUCGUGCCGGAGUACCGCCCAGCAGCGAGCCCCACCUUCGUGCUCUCCAAGCAUUCCAACUCCCACCGGAAGGUCCUCGAGCUCCGCCGCCAGAAGGAACUCCAGCAGCAGCAGCUCCUCCAAGCCGGCGCCGCCGCCGUCUACGACGGAAACACGGGCGGCGCCGGCGAUGACUUCUUGAUCCACCACCACCUCGGACCCGAUUUCCGGCAACUCAUCUAAUGGUGAUGAGAGCUCGCAAAAUCUCAAAAAAUUCUCAUGUAGGGAGAAUUUUAGUAGCGCUAAUUUGGAUGAAUUUUCGUAGAAAAUUCUAGGCUCCCAUUUUUGGGUUCUGAAGCAGUUAUCUUGUGCUUGAAUUUUCGUUCUUUUUUUUUCUCCUCCCUUCCUAACCUUGGUAAUCUAGGGAGAAUUCUAGUAUGUACUCCAGACUUAUCUUUUUAGAAAAAAAAAAAUCAAAAAAAUCUAAAAUU
Elaeis guineensis (African oil palm) is the source of this 1537-nucleotide messenger RNA. Its product is annotated as GATA transcription factor 9. The record is from RefSeq and is a predicted model, not a curated record. Gene Ontology annotation, cellular component: nucleus. Gene Ontology annotation, biological process: positive regulation of DNA-templated transcription; cell differentiation. Gene Ontology annotation, molecular function: zinc ion binding; sequence-specific DNA binding. Lineage: Eukaryota; Viridiplantae; Streptophyta; Magnoliopsida; Arecales; Arecaceae.